AUGUUCCGCUCCGCCAUUGUUCGUUCCUUGAAGGCUUCCGCCCCCCCUCCCCCCAUUGCUGCCCAGGUCCCUCAAUUCACUCCCUGCUUCGCUCAGGGUGUCCGCCUCUACUCCGCUCCUGCCGGUCUGAGCAAGACCGAGGCUGAGGGCCGGAUAGUCAACCUGCUCAAGAACUUCGACAAGGUCUCCGAUGCCAGCAAGAUUAACGGCGCUUCCCACUUCUCGAACGACCUUGGUCUGGACAGUCUCGACACCGUCGAGGUCGUGAUGGCCAUUGAGGAGGAGUUCAGCAUUGAGAUCCCCGACAAGGAGGCUGACCAGAUCCACAGCGUUGAGAAGGCUGUCGAGUACAUUCUGGCCCAGCCCGAUGCCCACUAAAUAUUUAAUUUGAAAACUUGGGAUCGGUUGGAGAAUCGGAUAGAAAAAGAAUCGGGAUGUUGAUGUUGGCAUCAGUGGGGUUCGCUGGAC
This is a messenger RNA of Penicillium mononematosum, 468 nucleotides long. RefSeq names its product acyl carrier protein (gene acpA). Gene Ontology annotation, biological process: fatty acid biosynthetic process. NCBI's taxonomy places the organism in Eukaryota, Fungi, Ascomycota, Eurotiomycetes, Eurotiales, Aspergillaceae. The transcript is spliced from 7 exons. The coding region runs from base 1 to 378 and encodes 125 amino acids. The record is from RefSeq and is a predicted model, not a curated record. Gene Ontology annotation, molecular function: acyl carrier activity; acyl binding. Gene Ontology annotation, cellular component: mitochondrion.